Messenger RNA from Etheostoma cragini (Arkansas darter), 5013 nucleotides. RefSeq names its product dual-specificity tyrosine-(Y)-phosphorylation regulated kinase 1B (gene dyrk1b). Gene Ontology annotation, molecular function: ATP binding; protein serine/threonine/tyrosine kinase activity; transcription coactivator activity. Bases 1922 to 4132 code for a protein of 736 amino acids. Gene Ontology annotation, biological process: peptidyl-serine phosphorylation; protein autophosphorylation; positive regulation of DNA-templated transcription. The record is from RefSeq and is a predicted model, not a curated record. The transcript has 12 exons. Lineage: Eukaryota; Metazoa; Chordata; Actinopteri; Perciformes; Percidae. Gene Ontology annotation, cellular component: nucleus.
UACAGUCCCUAUCGCAGGGUGGGGGAGCUGUGUGGGAGAGGAGCACAGAUUCCGUCUAACGGAGAAGCACGGAAAGGGAAACGGGCGAGAAACAUGAGUCGAAAUCGCCCUUGUGAAGGUUUCCACCUUGAAGGAAUAAAACUUCUCCCCCGAUUGUAGGAAGGACGAGGAAAGGAGGACAUUAAUGUGAGAAAGAGAGCGGAAGCAGACGGAAGAAGAGGCGCGUCAAAGGCGUCUGACAGCCAGCUCAGGAACUUCGCUGGAUUUGGUUUCUUUACUUUACUUUAAGACGAGUCUCGACUCUUGGCUCCGUAGAUGUUCACGCGGUGUCUGUGAUUGUAUAUGUCAGUGGCGGACCUGUUCCUGGACCGAGUGGUGCUUUGGUAAACAGAAGGCACCAUCGCAGUUUGGAAGUACAAUGCAGGCCGUCAGCGGCUUGAUCUAUGUAUGUGGCCACCGCGGGGACAAGCCCACGUACUGGAUCUAAACUUUGUCUCCCAGCUUCGCCGAGUUCCUCUCGGCCCGGGACUGUGGAUAUAUCCAGUUAGGAGGGACUUUCUGUGGACCUGCGCUGUAAAUCAACACGUUGCAGUGGGAUUGCUUUGUUUACAUGCGUGUGUGCAGCAGAGACGACGGCCUGCGUAGUGUAUGGGGAUUACGUUGUUGACUCGUCUAAAGGGGCUCCUUCUCACCCUGGCACAGGCACGCCACCUUCAGCUGUAGGCGGCUGAAGGGGAGCUGAGUGACCGCAACACACAGUGGAGCUCUGGCUGUGCAGGCUCUGUGACAUCGCUCUGCGUGUGUGUGUGUGUGUGUGAGUGUGUGUGUGUCUUUGUGUGUCACUGGAUUAAUCUGAGUGGUAACAUCACUCCACACUGCCCGACUCUGUCCAGUGACGAGUCCCCCAGAAAGCGCCAGUAAUUGGAGCUAUUUUUAGAGUAAGGCAUGGGGUAAAAGCGGGCAGCUGGAAACCCAACUCCCCCUCCACCUCCUUCUCUGCCACCCCUGCUAACACACUACCUCGCUCUGCCCACACGGAGGGCAGUAUGCUGGGCGAGCCUGGUUAGCACAGACUUACCUUGUGGCUAGUUACUGUGUUUUGCUAGGGGUCUGGACGAAAAACACACAUUGGAUGAACUUGUUCUGCUGAUUGAUAUGAGAUCUGUUGGAACCAUAAAUUGACCUGGGAAUACUACCUGCACUAUAUUCUAAAGUUAGGGCUGCACUGGACACAACAACCCGGUACUGGAUUACUACUAAGAUGUCUGAACAAAUAUUAGCUGUGUACUUUUGGUUCAACCUAUCAUAAGCAAGUAGAGUCUAUCCUUGUAGCCCUUGGACAUUUAGCUCAAACUCUUAAUCUGAGUAGCCACUCGUUACCAUACUGAAGUAGAAGAAAGGCCUACUUUUGACUACUUAAAGUAUCAGUCACCAGCGAUCUGGAGCGGUACAAACCUCCAGCACACAGAAAGAAUGCACGAAACUGCCGAAAUCAACGAAACAAAAAGCUAACCUGAUUUACCAAAUAUUCUAUUCCCCCUGAACCCACAGAGCAACAGAAUAUAUAUGUAGAAUGAGAGAUCUAUAUCUAUAGUGUAACUCCACAGAAGAUUACAUCCUUUAUAUUUUUACUUCAGAGAGACAAGCUGCCUGUACACCAGUUGGUUGCCUUAGAAACCACAGUCACAAAAAAGAGAAAAGAAACAAGCCAGAGAAGACGGUGCCUUUUGAUUGGUUGGUUGGUUUCCCACCAUUUCAAGAUUAAUUGAUUUAGUUGGAUGUAAACUGUUUGAAGUGAACUCUGGGAUUGAAAACACGCCUCAUGACAGGCUAAACCCCUACAAGCUCCGCCCACUUGCCAAUUAAGUGUUGUGAUUGGCCAUAUCUUCCCUGCUGGAUUGAACAAUUACCGAGCAUUUCCAUGGUGAUCACGUCAUCAUCCGCGGAGGACAAGACUGUGCCCCCUUGCAGGAUGGUCCAAACAGAACCCUGGAUCAGCUCUGCCCUGCUGCGCAAGAAUAAGAGUGUAAGCAGCUCAGGAUGUCCGCCCACCUCCUCCUCCUCCUCCUCCUCCUCCUCCUCCUCCUCCACUGCCCAGGGCUUCUUCCUCGCUGAGCCAGCCAUGACCAGCCAGCACACACAUACACACCCCUCCUUCAGCUCCAUCCACUCCAUGGCCGAGCAGCAGCAGGUGCUGUCUGAUAUGACCAUACUCCAGCGGAGGAUCCCCCCUAGUUUCAGAGACCCUGCCAGCGCCCCACUGAGGAAACUCUCUGUUGACCUCAUCAAAACUUACAAGCACAUCAAUGAGGUGUACUAUACUAAGAAGAAGCGACGGGCCCAGCAGGUCCCCCCAGAGGACAGCACCACCAAGAAGGAGAGGAAAGUCUACAAUGAUGGCUAUGACGACGACAACUAUGACUACAUUGUCAAAAAUGGAGAAAAGUGGCUGGACCGCUAUGAGAUAGACUCGCUGAUCGGGAAAGGCUCCUUCGGACAGGUGGUGAAGGCCUACGACCACCAUGAGCAGGAAUGGGUUGCCAUUAAGAUCAUCAAGAACAAAAAGGCAUUUCUAAACCAGGCACAGAUUGAACUACGCCUGCUGGAGCUCAUGAACAAGCAUGACACUGAGAUGAAAUAUUACAUAGUCCACCUGAAGCGUCACUUUAUGUUUAGGAACCAUCUCUGUUUGGUGUUUGAGUUAUUGAGCUACAACCUGUACGAUCUGCUGAGGAACACCAACUUCAGAGGAGUGUCCCUCAACCUCACCAGGAAGUUUGCACAGCAGCUGUGUACAGCGUUAUUAUUUCUGGCCACUCCAGAGCUGUCAAUCAUCCACUGCGAUCUGAAACCAGAGAACAUCCUGCUGUGCAACCCCAAGAGAUCUGCCAUCAAGAUAGUCGACUUUGGCUCUUCCUGCCAGCUCGGACAGAGGAUCUACCAGUACAUCCAGAGCAGGUUUUAUCGCUCUCCUGAGGUUCUGUUGGGGAUGCCAUACGACCUGGCCAUCGACAUGUGGUCUCUGGGAUGCAUCCUAGUGGAGAUGCACACAGGAGAGCCUCUCUUCAGCGGCUCCAAUGAGGUUGACCAGAUGAAUAAGAUAGUGGAGGUUCUGGGGGUCCCGCCCAGCCACAUGCUGGAUGCAGCUCCUAAAGCCAGGAAGUAUUUUGACAAGCUGUCAGAUGGCCUGUGGACAGUGAAGAAGAACAAGGACAUCAAGAAGAUCCUUGGCCCUGGACUCUUUGCCAUCACCAGUGUGGAAGCUGGCUCCCUAUUUCUUCGUCAUUAUCAUCAUCAUCAUACUCAUGGUCAUAUUUGUCUUCUUCCAGACCUGAUCCUGCGCAUGCUGGACUAUGACCCUAAAAGCCGCAUCACGCCAUUCUACGCCCUGCAGCACAAUUUCUUCAAGAAGACGACAGAUGAAGGAACCAACACCAGUUCAUCUACAUCCACCUCUCCUGCCAUGGACCACUCCCAUUCAACCUCCACUACUAGCUCUGUCUCUAGCUCUGGUGGCUCCAGUGGUUCUUCCAAUGACAACCGCAACUACCGCUACAGUAACCGCUACUACAACUCUGCUGUUACACAUUCGGAUUAUGAGAUGACCAGCCCUCAGGCUCCCUCCCAGCAGCAGAUGAGGAUGUGGCCCGGCAGUGAUGGUGGAGGUGGGGGUCAGGACCCAGCAUACACCCAGUUGCUGCUCCACAAGCCGGCUGCCUCCCAACAACACCAGCGCCACUUCCUGGACCCGCCCCACCACCCCCACCCCACCUACUCCCACCACGGGAACGGCGGGCGUGGCCUGCGGCAGGGCGGACAGACGGGCAUCGGUGGAGGGGGGGGCCAGCAGGGCUCCUCGCCCCAGAUGAGUGACAGCAUGGAUGUGGGCGUGUCCCUAGGGCUGCACCACCUGGGGGCGGUGUCUUCCAUGGAAGCCUCUCAGUUUGGCUCCGCCUCCCUGCCCCUCGCUUUGCCAAUCGGACUGUCUGCCUUCCGGACUCGGACGGCCCCCACCGCCCCAGGGCCACAAGCCCCGCCCCCUGAGGACUACUACCCUGCCUCCAACAACAAUAACCCGGCUGCGGCGGGCAGAGGGAGGCCGGACUCAGACGAGGGGCCCGCCAACUCUUGAUAAAACCUGAACCAUGCCCUAAAGCCAUACAAUUUUAACUACAACUACUACAACUACACACACACAGCCAGAGGUCAGAGGUCAGAGGUCAGAGACAAAGAGGCAAACUUUGUGCUGAAGGAGUUUGUACUGCAUGAGAGGAGGAGGAGCAGGAGGAGGAAUGCUGGGAAAACUCUCCUUUUAUCGGCUUUUUAGUUUGUUGUCUUUCGAUGCGACUGUAAUUGGAAAAGGAAUGAUUGUGACAAGUUUGUUUUUAUUAAUAUUAUUCUUCUUAUUGUUGUUGUUUAAUAUUAUUUGAUUUUUCUCGGGUUUGAGGAGUUGUGUGUUCUACUUGGUUGUUGUUUAAGCCUGGAGAGGAGGAGGAGGACGAAGAGGAAAGAGAGAGGAGCCAUGCUUCCCCCUGUGUCUCCAUGUGGUGGCAUCAGUGCAUCCAUAGUCAGUCCCUGGAGACGAGCAGUCUUAACACACACACACACACACACACACACACACACACACACAGCUGCAUCAAGCAGACAGAAGCUGGUUUCAAAGGGAGAAAGCCCCAACACGUGUGAUUCAGGACUCAUGGACUCUCUCUCGUCUGUUAAAGUCCUUUUCUUGGAGUCGGUGUCCUCGCUCUGACAGCGUACGGGGGAGGGGGGGCGGGGGGGCAGGGGGGAGGAGGCAGGACACUGACGCUCGUAGGGAUCUCCUCCUCCUCCUCCAGCUCUCCCUCCCCCGCUUCCUUCUUCCUCUCCUCCUCCUCCUAUGUUUCUCCUCCAGACAGCUCCUCCUCUCUGUGCUGCUAAUCACCAUGACAACUGGUCCGGAUUGCUGCUAAAGAUCCAACACAGAUCAAUAAAGAAAUAAAAAGAAAUAGAAACAGAAAUAAAAAAAAA